AUGGUCCCAGCCCUGUCGUUAACCAGAAAUUCCGAGAUCCGCGCAAUGUCGUCUUGGGCCAAAGAGAUCAUAGGGAGGCUCUUCCCGGCUAAAGGACGAAGUCGAGCCGCGAGCGAUACAACCGCGAGCAAGAUCAAGCAGCAUGUUUCCGGCAAUGGCGAGAGACAGCGCACACGAAGACGCAGCUCUCUGUCGACCGCAACGGCGCUCCUGCAAGACCACUCGCAAAGCAAAGCGAACGAGACCACGACCAGUGCCAGCACGCAUCGUCGCAUUCACAGCCAGCCAGCGCCAAAAAUCGCAAGACUGUGUCAUGUCCGCUCGCAAACGCAAGUCAACCCAACAGCAAAGCUGCCAGAUCAUGUCAUGCUUCCUCCGCGUCAAGACGAUGAAGGUGAAGAAUUCGAGGAGUCGGACACUGACGAGGUGCAACAAGCGACUCGGGAUGCGCUGCAGCAGACAGAAGAUCCUAUCUUACCAGAGCACGAUCCGACGAUUGAGUGGGAGCCGCCGACCUGGGAGGACCUCUGGAGGGACACGAGCAGGAGCAUCAGAUCGCAUUCCAAUACUCAGUUGUCGGCAGUUCUGCGCACGCCCAGAAAAGCAGCAAAUCACAGUGGAUCCGCAAACAGAAGCAGCAGGCGCGAUCGUUCUGUAAGUCGCAAGUCCAGCUUUGAGAAUUUGCGCAGCUCCAUACGGCCGAAGAGGGAGUCGUCUAAUUCUGGUCACGGCGCAAUAUUGAGGAGCCCGGACGUCCCUUCUCGUCAGCAGAAUGUGACAAAGGCCAGCCUCGACAAGAAGCUGCCUGGGAUUCCUCACCAUGCGCCUCCCGGACAGCUCCCGAGAAGCUACUUGGAAGAGAAUGCUGCUCGUAAUGCUAGAAUCAUCAAAUCGCUGCAAGACGAUGGCAUUCUCAACCUGAAGGACAGCGAAGAAACUCACACCGCGGUGAUCUGGUCUCCGGCGGUCACGCAUGAGAAGCAUGUCGUCCAGCCCAUCGAGAUUGUCCAGCGUGCAGUAUCCCGAGACGUGCACAAUCAUCACCACGUGCACCGCGUGUUGCCGGUGAUCGAUCUCGAAGUGCUUCCAGCACGUCACUUCGUCCCGGAUGGGCGUGGAGGAUAUCUCGAGAUCACGGAAGAGGAAAUACCAGGUGGGAAGCCUUCUGGGCUCGAUAAUCUGAUCACUGAAGCUGUAUCAAAGGCCAGCCCGCGACAGGGUGCAGUGGUUCCCAAUGUUGCGAGCCCAACCCGCAGGGAUGGAAGCAGCUCCAAUGGCACAACGGUCGUGAACCAAAUGCAUCGACCUUGGCUGCACUCUUCAGGCGUUGCCUCAUCCACUACACAGUCGCAGCCCUUUCCACAAUACCACGAGGCAUGGCCCAUGGAAAGAAGGGCCACGCCUUCGCACGCCUCAAAGGACGCACCGCACGCCGUCAGUCUAGACCGAAACGAAAGCCACAACGUCGCCGGAACUCCCAUGUCUCAUCAGCAUUUCCGAUAUCUUACCCCCAAUGGCUUGCCAUCUUGGACAGCGAUCAACAGUUCCCCGGAGUCGCAGAUCAAGCCCUCUCCAGCUCCGGCUCCGCGUCAAAACGUGGCUGCUGCAUCUGCAUCCGAGAAAGGGAACCGCAAUGCACCUGCACAACAGCCGAUCCACACAAUUCUUCCGCUUUAUGUGGCGUAUGGGGGCUCGAACGUGGUUCCGUGA
Cercospora beticola is the source of this 1710-nucleotide messenger RNA. RefSeq lists its product as uncharacterized. The record is from RefSeq and is a predicted model, not a curated record. Lineage: Eukaryota; Fungi; Ascomycota; Dothideomycetes; Mycosphaerellales; Mycosphaerellaceae.